GGAACUGUCUGAUCAGGAGUGUCAUAUUCUUUAAAAAAAAUAUACUAGUUUAGGUGGCUUAUGCACACAUGCUUUUAAAAAAUAAAACUGAAUGUUAGUAUCAGAGUUAGAAUGCCAUGAAGAUCUAUAUUUAUUCUAACUUUAUUACACAGGCUCAGUCUAAAGAUUUCUCAAGAGAAAGUUCUAAGCCUAUGGCCCAAAGCCAGCAGUGUCACUCAGCUUACUAUUUCACAAAGCAUCCAGUCAAGUUUUGAACAAUUCUGAUCAUUAGAGCUCUGUGCUCCUUGAAAUGGCUUUUGUCCUUUGGUCUCAGUGUGGCCCUGCGGAGCCAGACCCAAUCAUCUAAACUUCUACCCCAGAACUCUGCAGUUGGCCACCAUGUCUCCCCCUAGAAAAUCUUUUCCUGGAAGAGCACUGCACAGUAUGAACUUCACUCAACAUCCUAAUAUCCUGAUUUAGACCACAGUUCCUUGCAGAAUCUUUAUUUAGAUCCAAGUCUUUAUAGUGCAUUUUAUACCUGCAAUGUGCAUGCCCUAUACAAUCAGAGCUCAGUAAUUGCCUUUUGACAGUCUCCUUGCUUACUGGUAAUCUAUCACCACCAUCACUGUCACCCCUCUCUCCACCUCACCCCCACACUACAUUUCUAAAUCAUCAGGUCCAAACACCAACUCUUUAAAUGGGGGGCUCUCUCUAGAAAACCCCUUGAGAUACACGUUUGGAAGGUAGUGAAACUUAAGGGGGAUGCUUUCUCUGAGUGUGACACACAAGUUAAAGGGCAAAGAGAGUGAACCAUGGACAGCCAGAAACAGCUUUCUCCCUGACAUCCCCAUAGCGCUACAGCAGACAAGAGCUCCGGGGUGGAUUUGCCCAGGACAGACAGCACAUGGGGCGGGGCAAUGCACCAGGAACAGGGCGGGUUCUAAGCAGCUGGUUUCCCUGAGCCGCGUCCGCGGUGGGGGCUUGGGGACUGCACAGUGUCGCUAAGGCGCCAGCAGCCACCCUGCCAGCUACCCUCGUGUCCGCCCCUCAGGUGCUCAAAGCAAAUCAGAGAGCGAAAGAAGCAAGCGAGGGUGUCAGACGAUACAGUAAAGGAGUCUUGAUCAAAGUUCUCCAGGGGUUCCUUUCCAGCCGGUGCCCGCGCUUCGUUGUCAGUACCAUGGACAGCGCCCGGGAACCUACUCAGGGGAGCUUGGACGCCGCUGGCUUCUGGCAGGUCUGGCAGCGCUUUGACGUGGAGGAAAAAGGUUACAUAGAAGAGAAGGAGCUUGAUGCUUUCUUUUACCACAUGUUGACAAAACUGGGUGUUGAUGAUGCGGUCAAGGAAGAAAAUGUACAGAAGAUGAAACAACAAUUUACGGCUCCCCACGAUGUCUCUAAAGACGGCUGCAUACAGAUGAAAGAGCUUGCCGGCAUGUUCUUAUCUGAGGAUGAAAACUUUCUUCUGCUCUUUCGCCAGGAAACCCCCUUGGACAGCAGUGUGGAGUUUAUGCGGAUUUGGCGCAAAUACGAUGCUGACAGCAGUGGCUUUGUAUCAGCUGCUGAACUUCGUAACUUCCUCCGAGACCUCUUCCUCCACCACAAAAAGGCCAUUUCAGAGGCUAAGCUGGAAGAAUAUACUGGCACCAUGAUGAAGAUCUUUGACAAAAAUAAAGAUGGCCGGUUGGAUCUUAAUGACUUGGCUAGGAUUCUGGCUCUUCAGGAAAACUUCCUUCUCCAAUUUAAAAUGGAUGCUUGUUCCUCUGAAGAAAGAAAAAGGGACUUUGAGAAAAUCUUCGCUCACUAUGAUGUUAGUAAAACUGGAGCCCUAGAAGGCCCAGAAGUGGAUGGGUUUGUCAAAGACAUGAUGGAGCUUGUCCAGCCCAGCAUCAGAGGGGUGGACCUUGAUAAGUUUCGGGAGAUUCUUUUGCGCCACUGCGAUGUGAACAAGGAUGGAAAAAUUCAGAAGUCUGAGCUGGCUUUGUGUCUCGGGCUGAAAAUCAACCCCUAAUCCCCAGACCACUUCACCUUUUGCUCUUAGCAUGUUUCUGAGCUCCUGCUGGUAAAAUUCUAUCUGUUCUUUGCUAUUGGGGAUAGUAGGCAAACUUUCUAUCAAAUGGUGUGGCGUUCUUAGGCAAGGAGAGGGACUGGAGGAGGGUCUUCAUUUGAAUGGCAUGGUGUUUCCCUGCCUUUACUGGAAGCCCCCCACACAGGGUUUGUGUUAUUUUCCCCUUGACCCUGGCCUUUCAUGUCCCCCUAAGGACUCAGCUGACCUCCAGGGUCUGCCUGGCUUGUCCUCUGCCUGUCUGAGGAGGUGGGGGCAGCUAGUCCAUCUGUCUGUCCUUUUCCUGUGGGCUUUCUACUUAACAGUGUGAGGCACCUGUGGCAGUCUCGUGACUUCUACAAAUAGAUUCUGAAGUGGAAAUAAACCUGCAGCUGGAAACAAAGGUGCAGAAAUAACUUAUUGUGUUGUGACCAUUGGAGGGUUCUACCUGAUGGCUGGAUGGAGGAACCAGUUCUCUAACUUGGGGUGGGGGAGGUGAUAAGAUCCUGAUGGGAGCCACACCACCAAUCCUUUCAUUGUUCUCAGGUGCCCAAAUGAGUUCCAGUCAACAGUAGGAUUUGCCCAUAAUCACCCCCAUCUCACUGCGUGGGGAAGACCUGAACACUCGUCCUGGGCUGGGUUUCGCUCUUAAAUGCUUUGUGAACUCACAUGGCCAGGCAGGUAGGAACACAAGAAAUUUGGAGAAAAUCUUUUCCAGGUAACCCAAGCAUCUGUUACCCACUCCAACCAUCCUCUUUCCAACAGUUUCCUCUAGCAAAUCUGGAAUGCUUGAGGACUUCUCCUGUGCCUGUAACUACCGAGGAUCUCUCUGGAGGCUGUUGGCUCCCCCAUGGACCAAACCCUCCGCCCUUCACUCCUGGAACUCUGACUCAGUCCCCCUGAGAGGGAGCCAUUCUCUCUUGUGGCAGAGGCAGAGAGUGAUUCCUUGAUUGUCCUGACACUUUAUUUUCCAUAACACCCCUAACUUAUAACAGACUUUGCAGGAGUUUCAGCUUUAAUGAAGUGUUAUAGGUAAUUCAGAAAAAUUACAGAAUAGCAUGCUGAUCAUAAGCCAAGAAAUUCUACCACUCAAGAGAUUCCCCUCACUGGUACACAUUGGUCCCAACCUGGUUCCCUUUCUCUUAGGUGUCUCUUAUCUCCAACAUACAGAUAAUUAGUAUCAGUAAUUAUUACUGAUCAAGUGCUUUCUAUGUGCCAAGAACUUCUGGGUGCAUUCUCUACCUUAAAUAAUUUAGUCCUCACCAAACCCUGUGAGGUAGAUACAAUCAUGACACCCACCUCAGAGAUGAAAAAAACUGAGGCAAAUAGAAGCUAAACAACGUGUCUGUGCUUGUACAUCUCAGAGGUGGGGAUUCAGGGAGUGAGUAACGGCUAAU
Bubalus bubalis (water buffalo) is the source of this 3417-nucleotide messenger RNA. It is a transcript of the gene SCGN, whose product is annotated as secretagogin, EF-hand calcium binding protein. The transcript is spliced from 11 exons. Bases 1157 to 1987 code for a protein of 276 amino acids. Lineage: Eukaryota; Metazoa; Chordata; Mammalia; Artiodactyla; Bovidae. Gene Ontology annotation, biological process: regulation of long-term synaptic potentiation; regulation of presynaptic cytosolic calcium ion concentration. The record is from RefSeq and is a predicted model, not a curated record. Gene Ontology annotation, molecular function: calcium ion binding. Gene Ontology annotation, cellular component: dendrite; nucleus; cytosol.